Cucumis sativus (cucumber) is the source of this 1028-nucleotide messenger RNA. RefSeq names its product cytochrome c-type biogenesis CcmH-like mitochondrial protein. Bases 184 to 660 code for a protein of 158 amino acids. Lineage: Eukaryota; Viridiplantae; Streptophyta; Magnoliopsida; Cucurbitales; Cucurbitaceae. The transcript has 4 exons. The record is from RefSeq and is a predicted model, not a curated record.
GCCAAACACCCAUCCAUACUUUAAUUCUUUAGAUCCACCACCCUUUUGGGCCUUAUUAUCCUAUUGCUUUUUCUUGGUAGGGUUGAUUGAGGUGAGCCGUCUCUCCCUGUAUUGUCCUAACGAGAAUUCAUCCCUUCCAUCCUAUCAGAUUGGGUCAGAGCUUAAGGUUUCACAGUGUCUGAAAUGGAGACCGAUGAGGAUGCUCUGAAAAAAACCCAGCUAGUGGAAGCCCGAGCAAGAAAUAUUAGUCACAAUGUUAGGUGUAUUGAGUGUGGUAGUCAAUCCAUUGAAGAUUCACAAGCAGAUAUUGCGAUUCUCCUCAGAAAGUUGAUUCGUGAUGAGAUUCGGUCUGGGAAAUCGGACAAAGAUAUCUACAAAAAGCUUGAGAAUGAUUAUGGGGAGACGAUCCUUUAUACCCCAAAGUUUGACCUUCAAACUGCAGGCUUAUGGCUAUCACCGGUGAUAGUGGCUGGUGCUGCUGUAGGAGUAUGGGCUUAUAGUAAGCACAAGCAAAGGUCUAAUGUUCACAUCAUGGCUUUAAAUCUGGUCAGGGGUGUUCCAUUGACCCCUAAAGAGAAGCAAACCAUGUUAGAUCUCCUCUCACCUCCGCCUUCUCAGAGAACCCCUUCUUCAUGGUGGAGGAAUUGGCGUAGGCAAUGAGGCAACUGCUCCUUAUUGCUAGCUCGAACAACAGUUCAAAGAGUUUCAGAGUAUGUUGAAGAUCUACACAUUAGAUUACAAAUCUGAAAGCAUUACAAUUUUUGUACUGUAUUAUACUCAACGAUGGUUUUAUGAUUACUUUUGCUAGAAAAAAUGUUACCUACAUUGUGAAUAUGAACUUGCACCUUACAAUUCUGUUUAUAUUUGUUUCUUAUCGCCAGUUUAGAUGUUACCUAGUUAGGUUCAUAGGGUUCUCUGAAGGAAACACACCAAUGAACAGAAGUUUGGAUUACCACACAAUUCCAGGUUGUUAUCACACUAUUCCUGGACCCUAUUUUCAUUUAAAAUUCUAAAGGAUUAUGCUCCAA